GUAGGGUUAUAAUUUUGUUUACAUGUUGGUGUAAUGUUUAUCUACCUGUCUAAAGUAAUUAGUAAUUAGGAUUUUGAUAGUUUUACUCUUUACGAAGAUGUGCCUCCCUUCUCUAAGAAAAUAGCAAGUUUUUAUCAAUUAUUUGUGACUGAAUCUGAAUGCAGGACGCGCAGGUGUAGGACAGUUUGAAAUUGCAGGAGAUGAGGAAAUGUUAACAAAAAAGCAACCAAUACCACAGGGUAGUGUUAUAAUACAGGAAAAACCCUUUGUUUACAACUUAUCAUCAAAAUUUAGGACUGAAAGAUGUGAUUUUUGUUUUAAAGAGGGUCAGUUAUCUAAAUGCUCCGUUUGUCGUUAUGUUUAUUAUUGUGGCCGGACUUGUCAGAAGGAAGCUUGGACAUUGCAUAAAUUGGAAUGCCAACAUCUGAAAGCAAUCUCACCCAGAAUAUUACCUGAUGCAGCACGAUUGUUAGCAAGGCUGAUAAAAAUCUUAGCGAAAGGAGGCGAUUCAAUUAAAUCAUAUUAUACGGAAAAAAACUUUAGAACGUUUAAGGAUUUAAUGUCACAUUAUACAGAAAUAAAAAAUGACACGGGCAAAAUGGAACAUUUGUCCUCAUUAUAUGGUGUUUUAUUUAAAUUUUUUGAUGGUGAAAUGCUACCAAAUUCCGCAGAUUUAAUGGGAAUGUAUGGACGGAUGUGCGUAAAUAGCUUCAGUAUUUGCAAUCAGGAAUUGCACAGCAUAGGCACCGGUAUUUAUUUAGCAGCAUCUGUGGUUGAUCAUUCGUGUAAACCUAAUGCCGUCGUUACUUUUGAAGGCACUACCCUAACUAUGAGAGCUUUGGAAACGUUACCCGUUUUGGACUGGUCAAAGAUAUUUAUUAGCUACAUAGAUGUUAUAGCUUUAAAAAAAGAGAGGCAAAAUGAAUUAGAAGCAAACUAUUACUUUUUGUGCCAAUGCCCUGGAUGUGUCGGACCUGAACCCAUAAUAGAAAUGACUGGAGCAGCCUGUCCCAAUAAAGAAUGCGGCAGUUGCAUCGAUAGCAGCAGCAUUAAAGCUGGCAAUACGUGUUCUAGUUGCGAUGCCGUCAUAACUGAAGAUUUCAUAAAGGAAUAUCAGGAUGUCACGGACACUACUGCAAUGCAUUUAGAAAACAUGAAAGAAACUGCCUACUUGGACGUAUGUAAAGUGUUUCUAAAACGACACGAAGGGCUGUUGUACAAAUACAAUGUGAAACACGUUAAAAUGUUAGAUAUGGCGUUUGAGAGCUCCAUCGAGUUUGGAAAAUUCCAGGAUGCUACACAAUACGGAUUGCAACUUAUAAAAAGUUAUUAUAAAUAUUAUGGAAAAAUCCACCCGAUGACUGGAGUUCUACAUUUAAAGUUGGGAAAACUCUUACUUCAUGAGAAUAAUUUACGGGCUUCACUGGAACAUUUGAAAAAGGCGAAAGAAAUCUUGGAAAUUACUCACGGAAUUACGAGUCCAAUUUUCAAAGAACAUUUACUACCUCUGUACCACCAAGCUGUUUACAGUAAUUAGAUUGUCCCUCAAUACUUCUUACCUCCAUGUAUUUAUUUUUUACAUAAGUUUAAUAAAUUUAUAACUGUU
This is a messenger RNA of Anoplophora glabripennis (Asian longhorned beetle), 1606 nucleotides long. RefSeq names its product histone-lysine N-methyltransferase SMYD3 (gene Smyd3). The transcript has 8 exons. Gene Ontology annotation, cellular component: nucleus. The coding region runs from base 209 to 1537 and encodes 442 amino acids. Gene Ontology annotation, molecular function: protein binding. The record is from RefSeq and is a predicted model, not a curated record. NCBI's taxonomy places the organism in Eukaryota, Metazoa, Arthropoda, Insecta, Coleoptera, Cerambycidae.